Hemicordylus capensis (graceful crag lizard) is the source of this 1029-nucleotide messenger RNA. It is a transcript of the gene SKP1, whose product is annotated as S-phase kinase associated protein 1. Gene Ontology annotation, biological process: SCF-dependent proteasomal ubiquitin-dependent protein catabolic process. The record is from RefSeq and is a predicted model, not a curated record. Gene Ontology annotation, molecular function: cullin family protein binding. NCBI's taxonomy places the organism in Eukaryota, Metazoa, Chordata, Lepidosauria, Squamata, Cordylidae. The transcript is spliced from 6 exons. Bases 159 to 650 code for a protein of 163 amino acids. Gene Ontology annotation, cellular component: cytoplasm; nucleus.
CUCAGAAGGCGGAGGCAGCUUCGGGGCCCUCGCGUCGGUUCCGCCCCGCCCCCAACUCUAUAAGAACCAGCGGCCGUAAUCUGGCUUCAGUGUUCCGGCUGAAGUAUUGCUCCGGCAGCGUCGCGUAGGUAGGAGGGGCUGAGAGCCGCUGCCUCACGAUGCCUUCAAUUAAACUGCAAAGUUCUGAUGGAGAAAUAUUUGAGGUUGAUGUUGAAAUUGCAAAGCAGUCUGUAACAAUCAAGACUAUGUUGGAAGAUUUGGGCAUGGAUGAUGAAGGGGAUGAUGAUCCUGUUCCUCUUCCAAACGUUAAUGCAGCUAUAUUAAAAAAGGUGAUCCAGUGGUGCACUCACCAUAAAGAUGAUCCACCUCCUCCUGAGGAUGACGAGAACAAAGAGAAACGAACAGAUGACAUCCCUGUGUGGGAUCAAGAAUUUCUUAAAGUAGACCAAGGAACACUCUUUGAACUUAUCCUGGCUGCAAACUACUUGGACAUCAAAGGCUUACUUGAUGUGACAUGCAAGACUGUUGCAAAUAUGAUCAAGGGAAAAACACCAGAAGAAAUUCGUAAGACCUUCAAUAUCAAGAAUGACUUUACUGAAGAGGAAGAAGCCCAGGUACGCAAAGAGAACCAGUGGUGCGAAGAGAAGUGAAGUCUUGUGCCUGACACCUAACACUGUAAGGAUCGUUCCAAAUACCAGUUGCACUGCUCUGUUUAUAAUUGUUAAUAUUAGACAAAUGCAGCAGCAAAUGAAGUUGUACUAGUAGGGUGGUGUUCUCUUUGCAUGACAUGUUUGAAUAUAGAUUUAAAUCCUAUGGUUGAGUUUUUACCAGUGUAAUCUGAUGUCUUUACUUUUCCUCUGCUCUGAAUAAAGCUAAACUAAGUGUGGACUCUGUAUGGCAAUUAGCACUGCUAGCUAGCCUUUCCAUGCUUUUAAAUGUCACCGUAACAUUAAAAUAUGUAGGAUGUCUGAAAUCUAGAACCCUUGGCACUGUAAAUAAAACCACUUGCAAAAGUUUUCUGAAACAGAA